UCUUCCCCAAAAAUGCAUACAAACUCUACUUGUCUUCUUUACUUCAGCUACAGCCAAAUCAACCAUUAACAAUGUUAAGAACCUUAAGCUUCCUAUGGCUACUCAUGGCCACAAUCGCAAUGGCUCAAUCUCCACCUGUGCUCGACGCAGAUAGACGACCUCUUAGAAGUGGUGUAAAAUACCACGUACUGCCAGCUGCAACUGAUACAGCCGGCGGUUUGACUUUGAUCAGCCGCAAUGACUCUUGCCCUUUGUACGUUGGUCAAGAACCACUAUCGGAGGUUGUAUCACAAGGCUUUCCGCUUAUCUUGACAUCAAGAGAUGGAGACAGUGUUAUUAGAGAGGGCAGAGACUUUAAAAUCGUAUUUUCAGCCGCUACGAUUUGUGUUCAACCUACUGCGUGGACGGUAGGUGAGGCGGAUCCAAAGACAUCGAGGAGAUUUAUUGUGACCGGGGGAGAUAAAGAUUAUUUUAAUAUUGGAAAACAUAAUGGUCUGUAUAACUUCAGGUGGUGCCCAAAUUGUCCAAGUGGAAAUUGUCCAAAGCCAAGAUGUGGAGAUGCUGGUAUUGUGAUUGAGAACGGGAAGAGAUUGUUUGUGUUGGAUGGUCCUGCAUUUCCUUUCCAGUUUAGGAGAGUUACUAAUUAAUUUCUUUGUUUAGAGGAGGAUUGACUUCUCUUUGGCAUCGUAUUUUAGUAAAUAAAUGAGAAGAUGUCUCUUGCUGAAUGAAAUUUUAAAGUUUA
This is a messenger RNA of Jatropha curcas, 742 nucleotides long. RefSeq names its product kunitz type trypsin inhibitor 111. NCBI's taxonomy places the organism in Eukaryota, Viridiplantae, Streptophyta, Magnoliopsida, Malpighiales, Euphorbiaceae. Gene Ontology annotation, molecular function: endopeptidase inhibitor activity. The record is from RefSeq and is a predicted model, not a curated record.